GAAGACAUGCGCUUUGCGGCAAAGUCCUCCUUUUCUCCACACACGCUUCCAAGCCUCGGCACAUCUCCUCACAUCGCUACUAACUACACUUUAUUCAUCCUCCGUGUCAGGAUAAACUCCACUCGUCUCAGCCACAUUUGGAGAUUAUUAGGCCCGUUUAGCUUGAUAGUUGUUUGAGCGCGCCAAUUAGCUUAGCAUGCUAGUUAGCUUAGCUUGUUAGCCGCUAACAAAGAGACGCGGAUUUGAUCAACACAUCGCUUAGUUAAGAUCAAGUGUGAGUGUAAAGUGUUGUGAUUGUGUGAAAAUGUGCGAAAGAACGAUAGAAAAGUAUAAGGAGGAACUUUGUUGUGUGAAAAUGUGUGAAAGAACGAUAGCAGAGUACAAAGAGGAACUUUCUCGGACAAAAGAAGAGAACGAGAGACUACGUCAACUAUUGGAGGCUGUUUUCAAGAAAGCUCAAGUUGUGUUACACAGAACAGACCUCGAUGAAGAACAUCUUCCUCGUGAGCAGGAGGUGGAACCACAGUACCCCCACAUACACAAGGAAGAAGGGGUACCACAUUCCCAACACAUCAAAGAGGGAGGAGAGGAGCCACAUCCCCCCCACAUUAAAGAGGAAGACGAGAAGCCACAGACCCAUAAUGUUAAACUGACCCUUCACAUUAAAGGGCAAGUGGAGGACCCACUGAACUUACACAUCAAAAAGGAAGAGGAGGACUCACUGACCCCCAACUUUAAAGAGGAAGAGGAGGACCAAGAGCCGCCGCAGAUUAAAGAGGAAGAGGAGGAAAAGGGCAUCAGUCAGCCUAAAUGGUUGGAGGAGUUCCCAGUGACUGGUGUCCCUGUGAAGAGUGAAGAUGAUGAGGUGAAAGGUGAAAGUGAGGAGUGGGGAGGGGGGGAGCCUCCAAGCAGCAGCUCAACACAACACAUGACAACAGAAGCUGAUGGAGACCACUGUGGAGGAUCACAAGCAGACAAGCUCUUAGCUCCACUAUCAGAUAGUGAGGACACAACGUCACACUCUCCUGACACUGAUGAUGAAGACUCUAAAGAUGAUAAGACAUGUCACACUGACAACACUCACUUCACAUGUUCUCACUGUCACAAAACCUUUAAAUACCAUAGUUCUCUGAAAUUACACAUAAGAUCACACACUGGAGAAAAACCUUUUUCUUGUUCACUCUGUAGUAAAGGUUUUACACAACGUCAGAAUUUGAAAGUACACAUGAGAACACACACUGGUGAAAAAACUUUUUCCUGUACAAUCUGUAGUGAAGGUUUUGUAGAAAGUCGCAAUUUGAAAAAACACAUGAGGACACACACUGGAGAAAGACCUUUUGUUUGUUCAACCUGUGGUAAAGGUUUGGCAGACAGUAACAAUUUGAAAAGACACAUGAGAACACACACUGGUGAAAAGCCUUUUUCCUGUUCAACCUGUGGUAAAGGUUUUACACAAAGUCAACAUUUGAAAAGACACAUGAGGACACACACCGGUGAAAAACCUUUGUCUUGUUCAAUCUGUGGUAAAGGUUUUACACAAAGUAGUAGUUUGAAAACACACAUGAGAACACACACUGGUGAAAAAUCGCAUUCCUGUUGAAUCUGCAACAGAAGCUUUUGUUGACGAUCAAAGCUUGUAGCACACAUGAGAAGACACCCAGGAGAGAAAGUGUUGAGUUGCAGUGUGUGUGGUGAAAGAUUGUCUUCUAAGUACCAGUGUAAGAAACACAAGUGUGCUGGUGAGAACAGCAGCAGCAAAUGAAACUGCAGGAUUUGAAAUAAACUCUCAAGACUUUCAUUUUGACUUUCUAACAACUUCAGCACAUAUAACAUGUGUGACAUUGUUGUUUGUCUAACAAUCUGUUUAAUACAUUUCUACAUUUAUAGAUUAGAUAUUUUAUAUUACUGCUUUUUUCAGUCAAGUAAAUGCAUUAAUAUGCAACAUUGUGUACUUAUAUUAAAAAAUGGACGGAACAAUUUGAGUAAAAAGGUGAGAGUAAACAAUAAAAGACAUAUUUUACAUGCAAUAAACAUUUUGUGCACACACACACACACAUAUAUAUAUAUAUAUAUAUAUAUAUACAGUGAAGAUAAUAAGUAUUUGAACACCCUGCUAUUUUGCUAGUUCUCCCACUUAGAAAUCAUUGAGGGGUCUGAAAAUUUCACAGUAGGUGCAUGUCCACUGUAUGACAGAUAACCUAAAAAGAAAAUUCCAGAAAUCAAAACCUAUGAUUUUUGAACAAUUUAUUCGUGUGAUACAGCUGAAAAUAAGUAUUUGAACACCAACAUUAAUAUUUGGUAGAGUAGCCUUUGUUUGCAAUUACAGAGGUCAAACAUUUCCUGUAGUUCUUCAGCAGGUUUGUACAGACUGCAGGAGGGAUUUUGGCCCACUCCUCCACUCAGGUCUUCUCUAGAUCAGUCAGGUUUCUGGGUUGUCGCUGAGUAACACAGACUUUCAGCUCCCUCCAAAGAUUUUUAAUUGGAUUUAGGUCUGGAGACUGGCUAGGACACCCCGGAACCUUGAUAUGGUUCUUAAUGAGCCACUUCUUUGUUUUCCUGGCUGUGUGCUUUGGGUCAUUGUCAUGUUGGAAGAUCCAGCCACGACUCAUCUUCAAUGAUCUGACUGAGGGAAGGAGAUUUUUGGCCAAAAUCUCACAAUACAUGGCUGCAGUCAUCCUCUCCUUAAUACAGUACAGUCGUCCUGUUCCAUGAGCAGAAAAACACCCCCAAAGCAUGAUGCUACCACCCCCAUGCUUCACAGUAGGGAUGGUGAUCUUGGGAUGGUACGCAUCAUUCUUCUUCCUCCAAACACACAUAGUGGAAUUAUGACCAAAAAGGUCAAUUUGGGUCUCAUCUGUCCACAAAACUUUCUCCCAUUAAUCCUCUGGAUCAUCCAAAUGGUCAUCGGCAAACUUAAGACGGGCCUUAACAUGUUCUGGUUUAAGCAGGGAACCUUCCGUGCCAUGCAUGAUUUCAAACCAUGACGUCUUAGUGUAUUACCAACAGUCACCAUGGAAACAGUGGUCCCAGCUCAUUUCAGCUCAUUUCAGGUCAUUGACCAAGUCCUGCCGUGUAGUCCUGGGCUGAUUCCUCACCUUUCUUAGCAUCAUUGAGACCCCACCAGGUGAUAUAUUGCACGGAGCUCCACUCUGAUUGAGAUUGAGCGUCAUGUUUAGCUUCUUCCAUUUUCUAAUGAUUGCUCCAACAGUGGACCUUUUAUCACCAAGCUACUUGGCAAUUUCUCCAGAGCCCUUUCCAUCUUUGUGGAGUUGUACACUAUUGUGUCUGGUGUCUUUGGACAGCUCUUUGCUCUUAGCCAUGCUGAAUGUGUGGGUCUUUCUGAUCGUAUGGGGUGGACAGGUGUCUUUAUGCAGCUAACGACAUCACACAGGUGCAUCUGAUUCAGGAUAAUACAGUGGAGUGGAGGAGGACUUUUAAAGGCGGACUAACAUGUCUUUGAGGGUCAGAAUUUUAGCUGAUAGACAGGUGUUCAAAUACUUAUUUUCAGCUGUAAUACACAAAUAAAUUGUUAAAAAAUCAUAGAUUGUGAUUUCUGGAUUUUUCUUUUUAGGUUAUCUGUCAUACAGUGGACAUGCAACUACCAUGAACAUUUUGGACCCCUCAAUGAUUUCUAAGUGGAGGAACUUGCAAAAUAGCAGGGUGUUCAAAUACUUAUUUUCUUGACUGUAUGUUCUGGUUCACAUCUGAAACAUCUUCUGGACCACUUCAGGAAGCAUAUUAUUAUUUACUUUAUACAUCAUUUGAACAGUUGUCUUUUAUUCACUUUUAAAAUGUGUGAUUUUAUGAAUCAUUUGAUGGGUCUCUAUAAUGUAUUUUGUUAAUUAUCGUUAUUACCCUGAAUCAUGAUGGUUGUGUUGUGAUUAUUUUAUAUGUAUGUCCCCAGGCCUUUAUGCAGUAUAAAAGUGAGAGAAAACAGCAUAUGUUGUUUUGUGGAAAGAUGGCUUUGUUUUAAAAAUCUUACAUUUGUGGAUACAUCAAAUACAUCCAGUAUUGUGUUUAAAAA
Molecule: messenger RNA, 4024 nt
Organism: Nerophis ophidion (straightnose pipefish)
Lineage: Eukaryota; Metazoa; Chordata; Actinopteri; Syngnathiformes; Syngnathidae
Product: oocyte zinc finger protein XlCOF8.4-like
Exons: 2
Coding region: 305-1600 (431 amino acids)
Biological process (GO): regulation of transcription by RNA polymerase II; central nervous system development
Cellular component (GO): nucleus
Molecular function (GO): RNA polymerase II cis-regulatory region sequence-specific DNA binding; DNA-binding transcription factor activity, RNA polymerase II-specific
Source: RefSeq, a predicted model, not a curated record